CACAUAUUCACAUUCGUAUUGGCAGAAUAUCCGCUUUGCGAGUGAAGCGGAGUUGAAGGACAAACCCCAUUGGUUGAACCAGCCGACAUAACAAACGUCACAGCAAUGCCGGAACUGUCCCAGAAACAAACAGGCAUGCAUCAACAACAUUCCAGCCACGCGAAAGAUUUCAAAUCGUUGUAUAGGUAGGCUGCCUUAAAUGAUGUUGUAUUUUUCUCUGUCGUUAUUCAUUUCAGCAACGACAUUAGUCUCUUCGCCGUAAUUAAAUAAAUGAGCGGAUGUUUUCUGGAUGAGGAGAAGUUUCACAUUUGCUGCAAGGACCUUCUACAGCAUUCCGACACCGUCAGAGACGGUUGGACUUGGGUGCAGGGACAGAGCACGGAGAAUGGCUACCUCAAGAAGAAUACCCUGGGGCCUGGGAGAGUGGGCUGCAUCACGGACCAGGAUAAGGAAGAGAGGGGAGCAGGAACAGCCCCAAGCCAUCUUACAGCCACGCUGACCAGGCAGGUUCCACCGGACUCUGAGGGACAGCAGAUGUUAACUGCUAAGGUGACUUUUGAUGAUGAUGAUGAUGAAGAUGAUGAUGUUAUUGACGAUAAUGAGGACGAAGAGCUCACCUGUAGCAGUGUAUCCGAAGGCAGCAACCAGGUGGUUCAGUACGAGUAUCACAUCCUCUACUCCUGCAGCUACCAGACCCCUGUACUCUACUUCAGAGCCUCCACACUCGAUGGUAGGAGUCUGUCUCUAGAGGAGGUGUGGAACGGAGUUCAUCCCAAUUACAGAAUCAGACUCCAGAACAGCCCCUGGGAUUCUAUCACACAACAGGAACACCCAUUGCUGGGCCAGCCUUUCUUUAUGCUCCACCCCUGUAAGACAGAGGAGUUUAUGCGGCCUGUGAUGCAGGCAGCCCUGGAGGAACACAGGCAGGUGAACUAUGUAGUGACAUGGCUGAGUGUGGUGGGUCCAGUUGUGGGGCUGGACAUUCCUCUCAGCUACUCCACACAGGUCCUACCUCCCUCACCUCUCCAGCCCGCCCAGGGAGCCAGGCAGACGUAGACAGGUACCCCUCCACACCUCUCCACCCUCUCUGGGGAACUGACUGCUCCACCUCUCCUCCUUGUCAGCCAGUGAGAGAGAGGUACCAGUUACCUCCUCCACCAAUCCUCUGUGGGUUUGGAGUCAGCCAGACUGAACCAGGGACUGUGUCUGUCUCAUGGACACACACACAGAUGUGUCUGAAAUCCACCCCUGAAGUACAGAUUAAGUUUGGGGUGGCUGAUUCAUACUUUACAUGGUAAGUUCAUGUGGGGGGGCAAGGUUAACCCACUAUGUACUUGCGGAGAGAGCACAUGGAACACUGCUGACCUCUGCUGGUGGUGCCUGAACAUUACAGCCAUCUGGGCUGCUUGACUGUAUUCCUCAAGGCAAUAACUUCAUGUAGAGGUCCCUAAUGUGUUUUUUGUCGACACCUGAAUAAUAAAAAUGCAGCACAUCUGAUGCUUUCUCAUGCUUACAAACGUGACAAAUCAUCCUGUUUUGCUUUCUCCACUCCCAAAAUAGUUAACCUUUAGUACUUUGGAAAUGAAGUUGCUUAUAUGUCUCUAUGUAUGUGUCUUUGUCUGUAUUGUAGUUGACAUUGAUGAAGAAUUGUGCAUAUGUUUUUGAUAUUAAUCUUUCACAACCUCAACUUAAAAGACUACCAGACACUGA
Messenger RNA from Osmerus eperlanus (European smelt), 1710 nucleotides. RefSeq names its product ATG10 autophagy related 10 homolog (S. cerevisiae) (gene atg10). Gene Ontology annotation, molecular function: Atg12 transferase activity. Gene Ontology annotation, cellular component: intracellular anatomical structure. Lineage: Eukaryota; Metazoa; Chordata; Actinopteri; Osmeriformes; Osmeridae. The coding region runs from base 271 to 1056 and encodes 261 amino acids. The record is from RefSeq and is a predicted model, not a curated record. Gene Ontology annotation, biological process: macroautophagy; protein lipidation; protein modification by small protein conjugation. The transcript is spliced from 7 exons.